AAUGCAAUAAGAUUACAAAACAUGUAUAGAAUUUACAGAUCUUUAGGUCCCAAAUGAUUUUGUAAAGAUGUGUAUGUCUUUAAAAAGUAAAAACCAUUGUUUUAGUUGGAUUGAAGUACUUGAGGUUGCAAUGGAAUUUAUGAAAGAGAAUGGUAUUGAUGCUUCUACAAGGCAAAUCAUUUUGAUGUUUGAUUUUAAUUAGAAGUGGAUAUUAUUACACAAUUUUAAGCAGAUGUAAUUGUAGAUACCACUUCUGCAGAAAACACUAAGUUAAUCACAAUAUAAGAGAACUAUUUCAACUAGUCUUAAAAUUAGUGAAAUUUUUCUUAAAGAUGUCCAUGAAAAGGUUAUAUUAAAGGCUAUAUUAAGGCUAUAUUAAAUUUGAAAUUUUCAAAUACAAACAUCAGAAAAGCCAAGUAUAUAUAUUAUUACACCUUAGAGUUACUUGGUAAAAAACAUCAAUUGCUUCUUAUAUUAAGGUAAAGAGACAUCAAAAGAUUUUGAGCAUGGAAAAAGACCAGAAGUAAUUUAGAGUUCCAGAAUAAAAAGGAAUACUUAGAUAGACAGACAGUUCUCUAUGCAAAGUAUGAUAUUCAAAAAGGAUACAAAUAUAGAGGAGCUUUUAUUUCAGUAUUUGUACGAGUGCCUGCGGGGAGCGCGAAUCCGGUGCAAUCUCAGUCAACGAAGAGACGCCGUCUCGCGUGGAUCAACAGGUGCUCUUUCCCGUGCAGAACACGUUCACCAGCAUGGGAAUCGCAUACGCUUGUAGUGUGGUGGCUAUGCUUGCCGUAAUCCUUCUGACAGUGGAGGCUGGUGACAUGAUGCGGAAGAGCAUUGUUUUCGACAAAAAUACUCCAGAUGUGUUCUACUGCCCGCAACAGAAACCGACUGGUUUCCAGAAGAUGAUCGUGAACGCGAAACCGUUGUCAAGGCUUUGCCAAUUCGAGGGGAAACCGAUCCCACCCGAUUACAAGAGCGACUGUUACAACGACGUGGACGAGACCGAAUACGCGUGCAAAGAGAAGUACAGAAUUAUGAUGCGACUACAUCCACCAGGAAGUGAAACACCAUAUAAUGGUUCACGUUUAACAAAAUUCCUAGCUUUUGAUAAAGAUAUCUAUAAGAAAAGGAAUCAAAUUGAAGAUAGUGAUUAAUAAGAAAAAUUUAUCAUAUAUGGCAUAAUGGCAUUCUUCUAGGACAAUUAUUGACGAAUAUUCUAAUACCAAUUUAAUAUUUUUUUAUAUUCUAAUUGCUUUAGCCAUCUUUUUAAUUUACUUGUAAUUUAAUUUUUUAAUUUCCUUGAAAUGUGUCUUUUUCUCAAUUGAUUUUAUCGUAGUGAUAAGAUUCAUACAAUCUUUCAUAAUAUUAAUUGUAAAUAAUUCAAGUUACUUUGUGAUUGAUAGUUAAAAAGAACACAUGCUCAUUAUUAAUUGAAAUGUUUAACGUUCCUAUUCACUGCAAAGUGUACAAAGCUUAUUUAGCAUAUUUUUGUAAUAUAUUUGUAAUAUAUGCGCCAGAGCUUGUAAAGCGAGAAAAUAAUAUAUACCAACGAGUACUAUUUUCGACUUUGUAAAUUAUUAUAUGUAAAAUAAAAAACAAUCUCAUAUAUUAAA
Messenger RNA from Bombus terrestris (buff-tailed bumblebee), 1613 nucleotides. RefSeq lists its product as uncharacterized. Bases 747 to 1154 code for a protein of 135 amino acids. The record is from RefSeq and is a predicted model, not a curated record. The transcript is spliced from 9 exons. NCBI's taxonomy places the organism in Eukaryota, Metazoa, Arthropoda, Insecta, Hymenoptera, Apidae.